GGACCAUCAGUGGAAGACGAUACGUUCUCCGGCGUCGCUAGUGUGGUAAAUGGAUCAUCAAACAGCCAAAAACGAUCGCAUCAAUCUUCGGUUGUUGAUGAGACAAUAAGUAUCCUAGAAGCAGUGCCGAACGCUGUGUCGGAUCCAGAGCUUGAUCGUCGUCGUCCAUCGAAGCGGCGAAGGAUGGCUGAGCGAGAGGCACAGAGCCCCACAAUCGAACGUACAUAUAUGCCUAAGCGAACGCCCUUGCCGCAUCCUUACGCCAAGUCUUCCCGGCUUGGUACUCGUGAGAGCUCUAUUCUCAGUUCUUCAAAUUCUGGCCACGAGGAAUAUUAUACCACAAGUCUAGCCCAGCCUACAACUGAUUUCUACGGUGCAGAACAUCGCGACGGCACUUAUAUCCAGAGAUCGUUCGAAGAGCGACUACAAGCACGACGAUCUAUACCCCUUUCCGAAAGACUGGAGUCAGAAGAAGACAUUGGCCAAGAAUCCGGUAGGGAUGUGGUGAAUAGACAAAGUAGCGGUAGGAAAACUGGGGAAACUGUUCGAAAGAGACUUAGCCGCAAUGGGUCAUGUAUCAUCCCUUCAUCGAGAUCCCAACGGCCUAGACGCAGGGCUUGGACAUCUAAGAUGGGAUGUGGGAAGUCAAACACUGCUCUCAGAUCAGUGGACUACAAUACAGCACCUACGAAGCCACCACAACAAGUAAGAUUGACCCAGCUACACCAAAGUCCGAUAUCGGAGCGGCUCAACACCGAUAAAGGGUCUCAAAGUUACCUCUCAGCAUCGAAUUCUCUAGGCACGACCGCCGAAGAUGGAAAUAAUAUCGACUAUGAAUCGAGAUCUAGCAUGUCUUGUCAGAUCACGGAUCUAACACUUUGCGCUAUUCCAGAUGACUCUUCGGUCGUAACAGCAAUAUUACAUCUUCCCAACCCAAAUCAUCCCCUCAACCUAAUGCCCCUAGGUCACAAGGUCAUUGGCGAACAAGGCAAAGUUAUCCGCAUAACCCAGUUAUCGCCGGAUUCAUGGUUGCUGCUAGGAUACCGCUGUAACGGCAGUCCUUCAGGUCUCUCUAACGGCGGGAACUUGAAUGAGAAGCAAAUAAGCAGUGCCCAUAAUGACGCUGUAAGUCAUGAAACGGACCACUCAAAUGACGGCUGGGACGAAGACGAUAAGAAUGGAGAGGAAGAUAUAAGAGGACACAGCCAACGAACACAUAAGCUAUGGCUAGAGUCAGAAGAAGUUCUUUUACUCUCAUUAAAGGAUAAGCAGGGCAUGGAGUGGGAAGAGAUAUGUAAACGCUUCCCUAGUCGGUCGCCUGGUGCAGUAAAACUGCGCUACUACACAUUGAAGAAACGAUCCUAG
Molecule: messenger RNA, 1365 nt
Organism: Bipolaris oryzae ATCC 44560
Lineage: Eukaryota; Fungi; Ascomycota; Dothideomycetes; Pleosporales; Pleosporaceae
Exons: 1
Source: RefSeq, a predicted model, not a curated record